AUGUCACAACAAGAACAAGCCGCCGCUGAGGCCUCGGUUAACCAGCACUUUAAUAACCAGACUCAGCAACAGCGAAUAGCCGCGCUGCUCGAAGCCGCAGGUAUUCCACCUCAUGGCGUGGACGGAGCCCUGCUUCGGAAUCCGGCCGUUCUAGAUCAUCUAUCCUCGUCGGUGAACAAAGCACUGAUUGAUGCGAAGUUGGCGAUGAACAAAGCGGACUUCGAUGAUAACAUCCGUGGCCUUUCGUUCCCCGAGAAGUCUGACAACUCGUACACGAGUCUCAAGAAGGCCCUGCGCGCGUUAAACGCCGAGGACUACCAGGAGUACCUUGUCGAGUCGUGCACCAACGGAUCCUUCGAGCUUGUCCAGCUAUUGUUAGAUCUGGACAACAUUCCCGAGCGAAUGUGCGCGGAGAAGGUCAAGGUGGUUUAUCAUCAAUACCACAAGGUCAACUUCCAGCGCUUCCAAGCGAACGGCGACGAGCGUGCAGCAAAGGGUGAGAUGACGCCUCUGAUGGAGGCCGCCUACAACGGGCACGAGGACAUUGUCACGCUGCUGAUCAACCACAGCGUCGACAUCAACGCCAAGAGCUCGACAGGCAACACUGCGCUCAUGUACGCCUGCUGCCGGGGGCACGAGACGAUCGUCCAUAACUUGCUCUGCGCUGGAGCGAACACCGAAAUCUUCAACGAAAAUGGCCAUACACCGCUGAUGGAAGCAGCCUCUGGAGCCCAUGUUAACUGUGCCAAGCUUCUUGUCUGUCAUGGAGCCGAGAUCAACUGCGCUUCGAACGAGUUCAAGGAGUCCGCGCUUACGCUCGCCUGCUACAAGGGAAAUUACGACAUGGUCCGAUUCCUGCUCUCUGCUGGUGCCGAUCGCGAGCAUAAGACCGAUGAGAUGCAUACUGCGCUGAUGGAAGCUUCGAUGGAUGGUCACACUGACGUCGCCCGGCUCCUUCUCGACUCAGGAUGCAAUGUCAACAUGCCACCGGAGUCUUUUGAAUCGCCAUUGACGCUCGCCGCAUGUGGUGGCCAUACCGAUCUCGCGAGACUGCUCAUUGAACGCGGAGCGAACUUGGAGGAGGUUAACGACGAGGGCUACACAGCGCUGAUGGAGGCUGCUCGAGAGGGACACGAGAAAGUGGUGCAAGUUCUGAUUGAACAUGGCGCGAAUGUCAACCAGCAAACGGAGGAGACACAGGAAACAGCUCUUACCUUGGCUUGCUGCGCUGGAUUCAACGAGUGCGCUCGUCUGCUUAUUGAAGCCGGAGGGGACAUCGAAAAAGGCGCAAGCACGCCUCUCAUGGAAGCAUGUCAGGAGGGCUACGACGACUUGGUUGACUUUUUGAUAAGAUCGGGAGCAAAGGUCACUUCUGUUGCAAACAAUGGUGACACUGCUCUCGACUUGGCUGCAGAAAAUGGACAUAAGAAGAUCUGUGAAGCAUUGUUGCGCGCUGGUGCCAAGCUUGAACAUCGCUCUGAAGGCGGAAGAACUCCGUUGAUGAGAGCUGCUCGACAGGGGCACGAGUCCACUGUGGAUUAUUUGAUCGAGGUCGGCGCUAAUGUGAAUCUGUACUCUGAAAACAACGAGCACACUGUCCUCUCGUUCGCUUGCUCUCACGGGCAACUCGGCGUUGUUCAACGAUUGCUACAAUCGGGUGCCAAUCCGAACGCAAAACUCAAGGACAACUCUACGAUGUUGAUUGAGGCAGCCAAGGGUGGCCAUACCCAGGUUGUUCAGCUCUUGCUUGAUCCCAAUCGAGCGGGAGCGCGUUAUGUGUUGAAUGAAUACCCGAUUCAGGAACAGAGGUCGGAAGAGAUUAACUUCGAAGAAGUUGUCGAUGUCCUGAACUCUGUGAAGGAUAUGAUUAGUCAGCCUGGUGAAGGGGUUCUCCCACCAUCGCCAAUCGAAGCCCAAAAGCGCCUUGAGGCACUGGAGCUCAAAAUAAAAAGUGCGUUCGACCAACGUGUAGAUGGUUCGGCUACUAACCAGGAACUCCUCGCCAAGGAGAUAGCGCAGAUUCAGAAGGAGAAGAAGCACAAGCAAAAUCUCAUGCGGGAGCUUCAGGACGUUGAGCGACAGAUCCACCAGAAAAUGCUCGACAAAGUCUCCAAGACGAUUCCUAAGAGCGCCAUGGAGCGACCUGCUGAUGUGAUCUACCCACCAGGGGAUCUUCCCUCUGCGGGGAUCAGCGCGAUGCCCAACUGGCCUGCGACGCACCCGGACAAUGUCUUCGAGGAGCACCUAAGACCUGAGGAUAUCCCGCGUCGAAUAAACUUUAGGCGAUUUAGUAAACUUAGCCAGAAUGAGUGGGGUUUCAGUCCAGAGGAGUUGAACGAGAUAAUGAAGCAUAUCCAAGUUCUGGGCCCGGCGAUUCAAAAGGCUAUCCAACGACAUCUCCAAAACCCAACUCCAGUGGCGGAGCUAACGGGCACUGAAUCAUCACAAUCUGUUGUGAGAAGCGUUCAAGGGAACAAACAAACAACAACCACCAGCGCCGUGAAGACAACAACGAAGACAACCGUGGAGACCCAUCAGCAGCCAGUCACUGCCGAUCAGCCUUCUGCUGUUCGAAUUGGUAUUCAAUCUGGCCAGGAGACACCGCCGAUUGACGAGAAUUCCAUCGCAGAUGGUAUCAACGACAAGACGGACUCCAAUCAUGAUACUCCUCUAUCUCUUGCUUGCCAAGGAGGACAUACUGAACUCGUGCAGCUCCUUGUAUCAAAAGGCGCUGAGCUGGAACAUCGCGACAAGAAAGGCUUCACGCCUUUGAUCCUCGCCGCUACUGGUGGAUUUUCCGAAAUCUGUGAGCUACUCAUCGAAGCUGGAGCUGAUGUCGAGGCGCAAUCCGAUCGCACUAAAGAUACUCCUCUCUCGCUUGCUUGCUCCGGUGGCAAGAAAGAGGUCGUCGAACUUCUUCUCGAUCGCGGCGCCAAGAAAGAGCACCGAAACGUAUCUGACUACACGCCACUUUCACUUGCUGCAUCUGGCGGAUACAUCGAGAUCAUUAAGAUUCUUCUCGACGCCGGUGCUGAAAUUAACUCUCGAACCGCUUCGAAGCUUGGCAUUUCUCCUCUCAUGCUUGCAGCUAUGAAUGGGCACCUUGAAGCUGUCACACUUCUUCUCGACCGCGGAGCAGACAUCAACGCACAGAUCGAAACUAACAAGAAUACAGCUCUUACACUUGCCUGUUUCCAGGGGCGUGCUGAAGUUGUCGAAAAACUUCUUGACCGACGGGCUAACGUAGAACAUAGAGCCAAGACUGGCCUCACACCACUGAUGGAAGCCGCUUCAGGUGGGUAUGUCGAUGUCGGCCGAGUCCUCCUCGAAAAAGGAGCUGAGGUCAACGCUCUUCCUGUGCCAACAUCUCGUGAUACCGCCCUUACUAUCGCUUCUGACAAGGGCCACAAGCUCUUUGUCGAUUUACUCCUCAAGUACAACGCUCACGUUGACAUCAAGAACAAAAAGGGAGACACCCCAAUUUGGCUUGCGAGUCACUCUGGCCAUCUGGAUGUGGUUCAAAAGCUCAUCGAGCACAAAGCUGAUCCAUCUCUUUGUGAUACGCGAAAUGUCUCUCCACUAAUGGCUGCUUUCAAAAAGGGCCACUUUAAAGUGGUUAAAUACCUUGUGAAGAAAGUGACCCAGUUUCCAAGUGAUACUGAAUGCUACAAUUACAUACAGAGCAUUAAGGACAAAGACCAAGAUCUCAAAAUGAAAUGCGCCAACUGUGUUGAGAUAAUCAUUCAGGCGAAAGUAAAGCAAGAGAAGGAAGCUGAGAGACACGCACAAGAGCUGCUUGAGAAGAUCGACCAAGAGCACAUGGUUAACGAGACAAAGCGUAAGAAAAAGGAGAAGCAAAAGCAUAAGAAAGCGGAAAAGAUCAAAAAAGAGAAGGAGAUCAAGGCUGAGGAAGAACAGAGAGCCUUGGAGGCCCUUGCCGCUUCAGCUCCAACAACUCCUCCAAAACCAGCUGAGCCAACUCCAGUUGUUGAGUCAACUCCACCAUCGCCGCAGAAGACAAAGAACAGAAAACAAGCUCGACAGCCGCAGAAGGAGCCUGAGCCAGAGCCAAAAACUGAUUCCUCUCCUAAGGUAGAAGCUCAAGUUGACCGCGUUCCUACCAUUGAAUCCAACGAGCCUGCUAAGCCCGCUGAGCCCGUACAGACUAAAUCUGAGAAGAAGGGCAAGAAAGAACGAAAAAAGCAGCAGCAAGCGGAGGCAGCUCAAGUGGAUGGUGUCAAAGGCGCUGCCGUUGAGCAGCAGCCCGAUGUGUGGAAGGAUGUGAAGCCCGUUCGAAAGAAGGAGUUCCAGAAGAUGAGCCUUGGUUCUAACUACAUUGCCAGAGUUAUUGGCAGAAGUGGUUGUAACGUGAAUGCAAUUCGCGAUGUCACUGGCACUCAUAUCGACAUCGAAAAACCCAAGAAAGGCGGUGGAGAUAGAACCAUCACGAUCCGAGGUACACCUGAACAGACAUGCCUGGCGAAGAAACUAAUGGACGAGCUCAUCAAGAAUCCAGACAUGGAGAUCGAUGACAUCAUCCACAAGUAUAUUCCAAAUGCCAAGAGCCGCUCCCGAGAGCGAGUGAGCGAAGUAGAAGAGGAAGAGCCUGAGCCCAAGAGCCUCAACUUUGAGAAGAUCCUCGCUGCUGUUCAACAAACCGAAAAGGAUCAGCGAGAAAAGGAGAAGAAAGUGGAAGCCAGAAAGAAGAAACAAGCUGAGGAAGCGAAGGCACGGCAAGAAGCCCAACUGAAGGCUCAACAAGAGAAAGAAAAGCAACAAGCUCCGAUAGUGCCCCAGGCACCUAAACCCGUUGCAGUCAGUACUUCUCUGCCUCCUACCCCAAGACCAAAGAAAGUUGUAGAACCUAUCCCUCCUGCUGUUCCAAAGACUGUGUCAACUCCUGUCGAAGAUGCUGUCUCCCAGCACUUGCGAAACCUGCGAAAGCGUGAUGAAAUGGAACGCAAGCGAACAAAGGAUGAUGACAUGAAAAUCAAGGUCGAAGUCGUCCAAAAACAGGUCGCCGACCUGGUCAUCGACCCCAUUCAAGUGCCGCUUCCACCUGCUGUGAGCGUCGCUCCUCUCUCUACAUCCAUGUCACAUUCUCUGCCGGCUCCCGACUGGAGUGAUGUUCAAAAUCCAAAUGUCGAGAUCAUCAACGGCCCGCGUACUCAUCCUGGUCCCAUCGGCCCCCCAAAAUCGCGACAAGAUAUUCCUGGAUCGAUUUCCCCUUACGCCAACCAACCAGUUCAGCCUCCGUCCAACUCCUUCCAGCCCUCCCAGCACUACCAGAUGGACUCGUCGUUUAGAUCACCCGUGCAAGGCAUGCCACAACAAGUGGUUCACUCACCUGGUCACGUUAAUCGCCCACUCUUCCCAGAUUCUGAUGAUCGCUUCGCCACAAAGCCGAUCCAGCGCGUCCCGCCAAUUAUGGCUCCCCAGCCACAAGACGAUUACCCUCUCCCGAAGACAAGUAUCUCUUCAAAAUGGGAACAAGAAGAGCACCACAUCACCCCCUUCCAUCAUUCCUUUGGCCCCCUGGGCGGAGGCUUCCCCUCCGAGCCCUUCAAUGAGAGCAGUCACUUCCGAGAACGCCCCAAUCCUCAAGUUCAACCUCCAGAUUUCCCAAGACAUCCUAACCUGCCCCUCUUCGACGCCCCAUUCGAGCGACGGAACCCUGGUGCAACUGGAGCGAUUGGAGAAGGUCGACCAAGCUCCUCGUUCCGACCAGCUUCCAACAUGCCCGACUUCAUUUCUCACUCGAAUAUAACCCGCCCCAUGCAAAAGCAUGACUGGGAUCCCCCACCAAGACUAAUGCCUUCAAGUGAUUUGGGUGGGUUCCAAGCACCACGAUGGAGCCAACCAACAAGCCAGCCAUCCCAUCCAAACCUAUCACUUGGCUCGUCCAGCUACAUGCCAAGCAGCGGAGCAGGUGACCCAGCUCUUCAGCUGCGACAGGACUACAUGAGUUCCCAUCAACAAAUGCGAAUGGAUGGUCCCUCUCUGCUGGACAGAAAUGGUUACUCCUACCAUGGAUUCCAAACCAAUCCAACCUCGCAAUCCGCUUAUAAUCACCAACAGCAUUGGAACAAUUAA
Messenger RNA from Oikopleura dioica, 6093 nucleotides. The record is from the annotation of a GenBank genome assembly. Lineage: Eukaryota; Metazoa; Chordata; Appendicularia; Copelata; Oikopleuridae.